GGUGGAUGAGUGAUGGGGGAAGUGCCGCUCCGCUGGAAGUUGGUCACCUUCUGCCAGUAAGUGUUGAACCAAAGACAAAAAGUAAUAAAACGCUGUUUUUAUAGUAUUUGAAGCAGUAGCUGGUGGGGAAAAGUUGGCUUUUUCGAGGUUUUUUAGGAGUCGUGUCGUUCCGUCAUGGAGUUUGGUGAAGAGUCGUCGCCUGCUCUGGCUUUCGACAAGGACGCGUUUGAGCUCACGGUAGAAGAUGUUUAUGAUAUUUCGUAUGUAAUCGGGCGAGAUUUGUUGAAGAUAAGCAGCACGGGCGAGGAAGUGUCGGAUUUACAGUUCAGAAUAGUGCGCGUUUUGGAAAUGUUCGAGACUUUGGUCAACAAGUACAACUUGUCUCUGGAGGAGCUGAAAAUGGAGCGGGACAACUUGAAGAGUGAACUGGCCAGGAUCAUCACGGAGGGCUCCUCCGGCCAGGGCACGCAAAGAGCGGGACCUAACCAGCUGGUCGUGGACCUGACAGACCCCAACAGACCGCGCUUCACCAUGCAGGAGCUGAAGGAAGUCCUGCAGGAGAGGAACCAGCUGAAGGCUCAGCUCAUGGUGGCUCAGGAGGAGCUUCAGCUGUACAAGAGUGGGAUUCUGCCUCAGGCUGAACCAGCCAUGGUGGAAGUGGAUCUGGAGACGCCGGCGGCUACAGAGCACAGCACAGCCACGCUAAAUGAUGCAAAAGAGGAGAAGACGACCAUAGGCAAACUGUUUUCAUUCAGGCGAAAAUAAGAAAAACCUUUCAGAAGAACUGACCAUGUAGAAGACAAGCAGGAUUUGUCGGCACAAUUUUCUUAUCGGUUAACCACUUUUAUAUUAACUGUUGUUUGUAGAAUGUGUAUUUGUCAAUCUAACAAGCACAGCGUUUUGUACUGGUAAUUUUAACCAAAGAUGGUUUAUAGUAAUAUAGAGUUCCUGUUGUAGAAUUAUAUAUGGUGUGGAAAAUUUGGUGAAAAUAUAUGAAACUGGAAAAGUAUUGUCUAACUGCGGUUGGGUAUCAUGUUGAAUGCAUUCACUCAAAAUUAAGUUAUUUAUAGGCUUGAAAAUGUACUUUUAAAAAAAUAUAAAUCAAAAUUAAGUCUUCACAGGGCUUUGUAUUGGUCCAGCAAUCUAAAAAAAAAAUUUCUGUCACUCUCAACUGUCAGCUAUCAAAUAAAUGAAAAUGGAUCCCACCCCACAAAAUUCAAAAGCAUAAUAAAAUAUGACAUUUUGAAUAGUGUUAGUGUUUUUCUUCUGGGGUUGAAUAUUUAAAAGGCUGUGUGAUUUCACACUUUCAAGUUCUGAUCUCAUGUCAAUGUAGACAAAUUACAACACAUAUGUCCCCAAAUCACUGGCACAUCAUCCACAGACUACAGCAUCAUUUGACUUGACACAUGUCACUGCAGUGACAGGGAAUGAGGCUUCAGGGUUUCAUUUUAAGGCAUAAUCACGGUUAUUCACUUUCUACACCAGAAUCAUAGUGUAUGACUUCUAUAUCGUGAUAAUUUUUGAUUGGAUGAAUAACCAUUAACCACAGAUGGAAUGAAAACUCAAGUGUUUUAUUCCUUAAUUUACAGCACAGGCAAUAAUUUACAAUUGUGAAAUUGAACUGUCAAUAUAUUCAUUACAAAAGGAAACCCCAUGUACAAUGUGAAACGCUUCUUAUCCAGAACUACUCCUCAAGAUGGCAUCAAUCUUCCAGAGUUAGAUUUAAAAAAAAAAAAAGAAGAAGUAUAAAAUCAUGAUAAAAACAACUUGCAAAAACAUACUCUUUGUGAGUUGAAGCUUUAGCAGGCAUUUAAAAUAAAAAUAUUGUUAUAUGUAUAAAACAUUGCUGAGGGCUGCUCAUCUAUAGCAUCUUUUAUAUAAAGAUGAACAGGACAGUAGAGAGCACCAAUUCAUAGGAAAUCUGAACACUAUUAGUUGUGGACUCAGUAUUUGAGCCAAGGGUGAGCCAAGAUUGACGCUUUACUCCGAUCACCGUAGUCAUACAGCAGCUCCUCCUCCGCUGUGAUGUCUCUGGAAGCCACCAAGAUCAGAUGAGGGGUUCCAUCAAUGGGGUGAAGCUUAGUCUGACAGUUGCCAGUUUUACUGUGAUUGAUCAGUCUUCCAAGACGGCUUGUUUCCUUUGUAGCGUCCACACUGUCAUAUGUAAACAUAUAAAUAUUAAGUACUGAAACAUAAGCCAGGUAUCUACUCUAAAGUCAUAGUCCAGAAAGUACGAAAAUUUUCCAUUUUCAAACCCACUGAAAUUUUCGUGACACCUAGGAAAUAUGUUUUCGUACAAGGAGUUUGCUUAUUAGAAGCACUAAUAUCCUAAAACAAUCCAAGUUCCAUGUCCAAAGUCUGUGUAGAAAGUUAAUGUGAUUAUUAAAAAAUAUGUUGCUGUUUCAUAUAAUAGGAAGAUUUAAUUUACCUACCAGAGUAUUUUUAUACCCAAACUAAAUUUUCUUCUUUUUCUUUUCAGAUGAUUUUUGGCAAUAUGCCUUUAUUUGGCAGCCAGUACAGAGAGAGAGACAGGAAGUAUAGGGGGACAAAGGGGUUUGAAAUGCGACAAAGGUCCCCAGACCCAGACUUUUUUUGUAGAACUGUUCUGCAUGGCAAAGGUUGCAUUUACUCCCAGAACAUUCUUUGGUUGUGCAGUUAAUUAUCCCCUGAAAGUUGACAAACUGAACAAAAGAAAUAAAAUCAAGUGUGAUACCGUGCACCAUGUGACAUUUGGACUUACCAGUAUGUUUUAGAUUGAUACUGGAAGUAGUACAUGUAACAGCCUGUUUGGGGAUCCUGAGCAUACUUGGCCUCUCUUAUUUUAGCCUCAGCCAGUUCCAGUAGAUCUCCGUGGUACUCCACGAUAAAGUCUCCCUUUUUGAAGUCCUUGACAGCAAAUACCCCUCUUCCUUUUCCUUCUAUGUGUUUGACCUGUCAACAUUCAAGCAUAACAAAGUAUGAAGUUUAACUCAAUUAGCAAUUGUGCACAGGUUGCUUCACUACAGUUCUACUUAAAUAUGUCAUUUAUGUCAAUAUUGCAAUUCAUGAUUUUUGUCAAAACUAGCAACUACUACUACUAUAGAGAACAUAACUAGGAGAAAGUGAACAUAACAUCUGUCAUGCUUAGACCACUGAUAGAUUCUGUCUACUUACAGAAAUGUAUUGAUCGCAUCGAAAUGUGCCAACCACAUUUGGACUGAAUGUGGCACAAUACAUGUCAACGAUUAAAUGUUACCUGCAGUCCCUCUUCAAUACCAUUCUUUAUCACGUCAUCAAUGUGUCGGUGUUCUUCGUUCUGUUGACAAUUUUAGAAAUUGGGUGAAACUUUCUGUUAUGGUAAUGUUGCCAUUCUCUUCCACACACACACAAAAAAACACAAAUAACCAGCAAAACAUACGGCAAAAAUAUAUGGCAUGUAAAUAUGAGAACAUCAAGUACAAAAGGAGGACGUAUUGACUUGGUGGGAAACGCAUUCUCCUAUUAACUGUUACUAAUAUAACCCGCAAGCAUUUUUCAUACAGACCUUUAACUCUGCCUUAGUUUUUCUGUUACUCCGUCUGAUGGGAUAAUAGUCUGUGACCUUUCU
Molecule: messenger RNA, 3586 nt
Organism: Chelmon rostratus (copperband butterflyfish)
Lineage: Eukaryota; Metazoa; Chordata; Actinopteri; Chaetodontiformes; Chaetodontidae
Gene: rilpl2
Product: Rab interacting lysosomal protein-like 2
Exons: 4
Coding region: 175-765 (196 amino acids)
Biological process (GO): cilium assembly
Cellular component (GO): ciliary basal body; cytoplasm
Molecular function (GO): protein dimerization activity
Source: RefSeq, a predicted model, not a curated record